CUCGACAAGACAAGGAUUCAACAACACUAACAUCAACACUAACCAGUGAAGCACAAGGCAUAAAACAAACACAGAAACCUCUGCUCCUCUCUCUCUUUCUUCCCUGCUUCUCUGCACAGAGAAAAACGUUUUCACCAACAAUAGCUAAUCCUGUUCAAGUCUUUGGUAGUCUUGAUUGAAUCACACAACAUCAAAAGUUCAAAACCAACAACAACAACAACAACAACAAGAUUAUGGGUAUCCUGCACGACGACGUAGUUCUUAUCAGGCCACCAGAAAAAGAAGGUGACCCAACUGUCAUCACAGUGAAUUGCCCUGACAAAACUGGUCUUGGUUGUGAUUUGUGUCGUAUCAUACUCUUCUUUGGUCUGAGCAUUGUUAAAGGAGACGUGUCAACUGAUGGGAAAUGGUGCUACAUAGUUUUCUGGGUGGUUGGGAAACAGAAGACAAGGUGGAGUUUGUUGAAGAAGAGGCUGGUUGGGGUAUGCCCUUCUUGUUUCUCAGCUUCUGGAAUCUCUUAUUACUGCUCUGACAUGCAACCCAAGCCUUCUGAUGUCUUCCUUCUUCAGUUUUGCUGUCAAGAUCGGAAAGGGCUAUUACAUGAUGUUACAGAGGUUCUUUGUGAUCUAGAGCUUACUAUACACAAAGUGAAGGUAUCCACUACACCUGAUGGCAAAGUGAUGGAUCUGUUUUUCAUCACAGAUAACAGGGAACUUCUACACACAAAAAAGAGAAAGGAUGAUACGAUUGAAGAAUUAGCAAAUAUUUUGAAGGACACCAUCAUUACUAUCGACAUUGAACUGGUUGGACCGGAUUUUCCUGUUUGUUCGCAGGCCUCAUCAUUCCUUCCACCAGAAAUCACAGAAAAUGUCUUUGAAUCAGAGUUGCCUGUUCUGGUUCAAACUGGAACUCUCAGAUCAGAUUACGUUUCUGUCACGAUGGACAACAUGCUCAGUCCCGCUCACACCCUUGUCCAAAUUAUGUGCCAAGACCACAAAGGUCUUCUUUAUGACAUCAUGAGAACUUUCAAGGACUACAACAUUAAGAUUUCUUACGGGCGCCUCUCACCAAAACCCAAAGGAAGAUGUGAGAUUGACUUGUUCAUCAUGCAAGCAGAUGGCAAAAAGAUAGUUGACUCACACAAGCAGGAUUCUCUGUCAUCGCGUCUCCGAAUGGAACUGCUUCAACCGCUCAGAGUAGCUGUUGUGAGCAGGGGCCCUGAUACUGAGCUUCUGGUUGCGAACCCGGUAGAGUUGUCCGGCAAGGGGCGGCCUCUAGUUAUAUAUGAUAUCACUCUUGCUCUCAAGAUGCUUCACAUUUGCAUCUUUUCGGCUGAAAUCGGGAGGCAUGUGAUCGGAGACCGGGAGUGGGAGGUUUAUAGAAUCUUGCUUGAUGAAGGGGAGGGGUUGUCUGUUCCAAGGAACAAGAUUGAGGAGAGAGUUUGGAAAAUGUUGAUGGGUUGGGAGUGAUCAAUUCCAUGGUUGCUAUCAUGGCUUCAUAUGAGCCGGCUGUGUACAUACAACAAGAUUAGCAUAUAUGGUAUCAUAUAGUUUAUUAGAUGUAAUUGUGAAUUAUGUGGUGUGCUAAUGAUGAUCUUUCCCACGUUAUAUAUCUUAGAGCUCUUGUAUUUCUAACUUAAUGUUUAUGAAUGAGAAGGCAGUAUAGCAAGUAGAUGAAAAUGGAGGAAAGGUGUAUUUCUCAGAAAUGAGAUAUUGUAAAGUGGUAAAUAUAUUCAGUCCUUUUCUAGUU
Messenger RNA from Lotus japonicus, 1749 nucleotides. RefSeq names its product ACT domain-containing protein ACR10-like. The record is from RefSeq and is a predicted model, not a curated record. Lineage: Eukaryota; Viridiplantae; Streptophyta; Magnoliopsida; Fabales; Fabaceae. The transcript is spliced from 6 exons. Bases 234 to 1469 code for a protein of 411 amino acids.